AUGGGGUCGGCUGUACCCCUCCCUAUCUGUGCCAAUAAACCAGCGGAGUGCGGACACACUCUGGCAGCCACCGCCGCCUUCUCCCUCCCCUGCUGCCCCGAACCCGGGGAGGGAGAGAGGGAGGGAGGAGAGGCCGAGCCGGGCGUGCCCGCCCGGGUGCCCGGGGCGGGGUGCCGCAGGCCGAGCCGCCGCGCCCCGGAGCAGAGCAGCGGUCGCAGUCGCUUGCCCUGGCCGUGUCAAGGCGGUGCCGCCGGGCAGGGGCGGCUCCUCGACCGGUUCCUGCGGGGCGAGGCGGGCGGCGGCUCGGCCGCUCGAGGGCUGACAGCGACCGGAGCGGCCGCCGGCCACGGCGGAGCGAUGAUCCGCCGGCAAGACAUGGAACGGGCAGUGGAAAUUCUGUCCAGAUACCAAAGCACCCUGCAGACUCCAGAGGAGCAGGAGCUAAAAGCAUCCAUUGGAAAAGUCUCGCACAUCUUGCGCAGUGAACUCUUCCAUGCUCUGCUGGACAUCCACGAGUUCUACAAUUUCACACUGCACUCCGCACCGCUGCAGCCUCCCGGCCCGGGCACACACCAUGGCACAGCCGGGGAGCAGCAUCAGGCCAGCCGGCCCCACUCUGCACCCGGAGAGCCCCGGCACCCGCCCGAGGAUCCGUCCCAGGACGGUGAGCGGAGCCUUCCCACGGGUGCUGGGGACAGCGGCUCAGGGACACCACCACGGCUGGUGAGGGUGACAGCUCGUAGGACAGAGGCACCAGCCAGCAUCUGCAGCCUGGUGCUCAGCUCUCACAGCACCCUGCCCCAGGUGAGCCUCCAUGCACCCCACACUGUGUCCCACCCUGCCAGCACAGCCGGCAGCUGGCACUGAGGGGACAGCACCGGGGCUGUGGUGCUCAUACCACCACGGGGACAGUGCCAGGGGGACAUUUUCCUCCCCUGGGCCUUACAGUGUUUCCUCGUGGCUACUCUGGACAUGCUCAGGCUAGGAGAUCCAGCAGUCCCCUGUGCCAGGGGCUGGCUGACACAGAAAUCAUCCUCUUGUGGUAGCAUUUGCUGCAGUCUGGUGUCAGCCCUCAGUGCAGGUGGAUGUGGUGCACAAGAGUCUGUGUGGAGCUGGAAGUCCUCCCAGCCCCAGCCCUCCUGGGCCCAGUGCUGGCACCCUUCCACACUGCAGAUUUCCAUCGUGUCCUCAACUGGCAGGUCCAUUCCUCUCUGCUGUCUUAUUGACCUGGAAAUGUUGAUUUGGAUGUGGUCUGUAAAUCUCAGCUCCCUCCUGGUGUGAGAGCAUUGUUUGGAUGAGGAUUGGAGGGGAGUUUCAGGGACAAACGAAGGGGGAGAGAUGAAGUGACCAGGAUGGAGGGAGCUCAGCACAGAUUUCAAAUGAUAUGGAAAUGUUGUUUUUCCCUUGGCACGGUUUGCUUGUUUGCUAAGUCAAAGUCUUCUGAAAUAUUGCACUGCUGCAACUGCACUGCUGCUUCUCUCUUCUUUUGAAAUGCUUCCUUCCUCCUCGGGAGUGCAAUAAAAUGGGUCAUGCCCCAUUUUUCCCCCCUUGCA
Pogoniulus pusillus (Red-fronted tinkerbird) is the source of this 1553-nucleotide messenger RNA. RefSeq lists its product as uncharacterized. The transcript has 5 exons. The record is from RefSeq and is a predicted model, not a curated record. NCBI's taxonomy places the organism in Eukaryota, Metazoa, Chordata, Aves, Piciformes, Lybiidae. Gene Ontology annotation, molecular function: protein binding. The coding region runs from base 1 to 867 and encodes 288 amino acids.